UAGAAAUGCUUCUAUUGUAGCAUCGUCCCAUCCAUCCUCUGGCCAUUUUCGCUAUGUAUUUACAAACAAAUAUUAAAGAAGAUGAGCAAUGUGAAAGUAGAUGGAAAAAUUUUGCCAGAAAUUGAUGACAAAGAAAGGGACAAUGCAACACAAUUGUUCAAGCACUAAACUUGACGAAACAGUGUCACGAUUAUUCACGGGAACAUGAUGAUAUCGACGGACGCAUGGAGGAUCGCAAAAUUGGCCAGUUUUAAAAUGUUACCUCGAAUUUUGACGACGUUUGAGCAGGAGACAUACGUGUACCAUCGCAGAGCGCUACGUACGACCUCUCCUUUUCCAACUUUGACAGCUUCGGACCUUAUAAAGUCUCCCACAAUUCGACAGUUAAUCAUGGAUAUGGAUAAUUGUAACCCCCAAAUGAAUCAUCAGGGUUCUAUUCCGACGACACCUCUCGAUGGAGAUGGAAGUGGUCACAAAAAAUGGUAUCGACAAGUUGGUCAAAGAAUAUUUGUGAACAGAAGUCUUCAUUUGGAAAAUAUUAAAUUUUAUGGAUUCGAUAUGGACUAUACAUUGGCGGAGUACAAAUCUCCGCAGUAUGAACAACUAGGAUUUGACCUUGUGAAAGAUCGAUUGGUAUCUCUUGGUUAUCCUCGUGAAAUCAAAGAGUUUGAGUAUGAUCCUAGUUUUCCAGUAAGAGGAUUAUGGUUCGAUACGCUUUAUGGCAAUCUUCUUAAAGUUGACGCUUACGGGAAUAUUUUAGUCUGCGUUCAUGGAUUUGAAUUUUUAAAGCAUUCCCAGGUUUAUGAAUUAUAUCCGAACAAAUUUCUACAACUGGACGAAUCGAGAGUUUUUGUUCUCAAUACUCUGUUUAAUUUGCCAGAAACAUAUUUGCUGGCAUGUUUAAUAGAUUUUUUUACAAAUUCACCACAAUUCACACGUGAGAAAACGGGAGUUAAAGAGGGUGAUUUGACAAUGAGUUUUAAGAGUAUUUUUCAGGAUGUGAGAAAUGCAGUUGAUUGGAUACAUUAUCAAGGCGAUUUGAAAAGUAAAACAAUUAAAAAUUUAGAUGAAUACGUUAAGAAAGAUAUAAGGCUGCCUAUGUUCUUGGCUCGAAUUAGAGAAAGUGGAGCCAAAGUUUUCCUCCUCACGAAUAGUGAUUAUGUUUUUACUGAUAAAAUAAUGACGUACUUGUUUGACUUUCCACAUGGCGCGAGGUCGGACGAACCUCAUAGAAAUUGGAAAACAUACUUUGACACAAUUGUCGUUGACGCAAGAAAACCAUUGUUUUUUGGAGAAGGGACGAUUUUGCGACAGGUUAAUACAAAAACCGGCGCUUUGAAAUUGGGCACUCAUAAAGGCCCUCUACACACGGGUGAGGUUUAUUCAGGGGGUUCAUGUGACGUUUUCACAGAAAUGAUUGGAGCUAAAGGUAAAGAUGUCUUGUACGUAGGUGAUCAUAUAUUUGGUGACAUUUUAAAAAGUAAAAAAAUUAGGGGUUGGAGAACAUUUUUGAUAGUUCCUGAAUUGGUCCAAGAACUUCACGUUUGGACUGACAAAUGUCAACUAUUCGCUGAACUACAAAGUUUGGACGUUAUGUUGGGAGAAAUGUACAAAAAUUUAGACAGUAGCACCAAAGAAAAACCUGAUAUUUCAAAAUUAAGAGCAUCAAUAAGAGACGUGACACAUAAAAUGGAUUUAGCUUAUGGAAUGAUGGGAUCGCUUUUUCGAAGUGGCAGCAGGCAAACGUUUUUCAGUAGUCAAGUUGUCAGAUAUGCAGAUCUUUACGCUGCCACAUUUUUAAAUUUAAUUUACUAUCCUUUCUCGUAUAUGUUUAGAGCGCCUGCUAUGCUUAUGCCCCACGAAAGUACAGUUGCUCAUGAACAACGAUUUGUUAUGGAGACACCAAUGAUUAGUCGAACACGACCUUUUAAACUUCCUGAUGAGGAGGAAGAGCACAGCCGAAUAAUAACUAAAACUUUAGAAGUAGAGACGAACAAUAUUCAAAUUCCACACGCUAGACCAGAAACUCCAAGGAAUGUUACACACACACAUGAUGAAGAUUGCAGUGACGAGGAUAGUGAUUCUCAAAAACAGGGAGUGCAAGAAAAAACUCAAAAGGAAAAAGAACCUUAAAUUGAAUAAUUCCAACUAAUUCUCGAUCAAAGAAUUUUGCAAAUUUGCAAAAUUAUUUUUCAAAACUCAAGGAUUUUUACAUCGAAAAAUUCAUUAACAGGUGUGUUAAGUAUUAAAAGCAAUGACAGUAGUUCGUUCACUUGUUAAUGUUUUUAUAAAAUUUCAAAUAUACUGUUAAGGUUAAUCAAAAUUUAUUUUAUACUUAUCCAUAUAUAGAAUCUUUUUAUUAUCAUUAUUAAUAUAAAUGAUUGUCAAUGUAUUUGUUCAAAUUCAUAUUUUUUAAAAAAUCUUCUCAAAUGAAAAGAUAAUUUCUAUAGCAUUUUGUUUUCGUUCCAAGUGAAAUUUCAAGGAAUUAAUCUAUAAUUUUAAGUAAAGUUUAAAAGAUAUAAAUGUAUACAUUUAUUGAAAAAAAAACAUUUUAUCGACAAUAAUAUAAACAAUAUUAAGAAAAUUAUUUGCAAAUAUUUUAUUAAUUUUAUAACUUUCUUUGGCAUGUUUAUUCUAUUGUUGUUAAAUAAAGCGCUAUGUAGGAAAAUUUAAAAUUUCAAAAUAUGUUUUCUGUCAAAAAUGUUUGGCACUUAUUUAAUUUAAAAUGUGUCAAUGCCUUUAAUCGAUAGUGAUUAUUAUAAAAUGAAAGUUCAAUUUUUAUUAUUCUCUGACGAAUGUUCAAUGAAUUUUGUAUUUGCACAGUAGAGGAAGAAAAUGUUUUUUAAUACAUAUAUUAGGUGAUAAAUUGUCUACUAUUACAUAAUAAUUAAAAUAAUUUAUUAAUUGUUGUGUAAUAAUAAAUUAGCCGUUAUUAUGUAAGUGAGAAAUUUGUCAUUAUCAUUACUUAAUGAUAGUUAAGAACUCAUUGUAAAUCAAAGAUACUGCGAGACUCAUUUUAUAUAGAAAAAAAGAAAAAUUAUAAUUUUAGAAAUUUUUAUAAAUAAAUUCUCUAAGAGAUUUUGUAACUUUUUUGAAACUAAAAUGGAAGGUUUAUAAAAAAUUUUCUUGCUUAUAAGUUUUCAAAUAUAAUUAAUCUGAAAUUUUAUAUAUGCAAUUAUGUAUGUCAAGAACUAUUAUAAAAAAAUUUGCGAUCUUGAAAAACUUGAGUAUCUUUAUUCUAUAGAGGGCGCUUUGCCUAUUAUUAAAAAUUAUUUCCAUAUAUGGUUACCACUAUAACUAUAACUCUAACUACUGUAAAAAAGUCAAAAGUGCAAAAACUGUUAAGCUUAAUAUUAUUAGUCUACCGUCAAACAGGGCUAUUUUGGGCACCAAAUAGCUAUUUUUUAACUCAACGAUUUAUUAAAAUUCAAAUUAUUAUAAAAGAAAAAAAGAAAAUCAAGCAUUUGAUAUACACUGGAACUCCCAAAAGAGUCUUAUGUGAUUCUCUUGGAGAGUGACCUUGAUGCUGCAAAAAUGUAAAAGAUGAAGAGUAUAUUAACCAGAAUUUAUAUACCUAAUUAUCGUUUCAAAUAACUUUUGAACAAUGUGAUUUAAUUAAUUUAGAAACAGAAAUUUUCAAAUAAAUAAUUAUUUGCAGUUGGGAAAUACGUGUUUCCAUUAUAACAGAACUUUAAUAAACAAUACAUACCUAUAUAUUAGUUUUCUAAUGAAAAAUUAAUAAUUUUUUUUUAUAAAAAAUGUAUUGUACAACAUUAUAUUCUAUUUUAGUUACAAAAAAUAUGUCAAAAAAUAUGUACAAAAAAUAUGUCGUGCCCAAUAAAUAUAGCCCUCUGGAUGUGGCUAUUUUAUGCAUUGAA
Messenger RNA from Leptopilina heterotoma, 3878 nucleotides. RefSeq names its product cytosolic purine 5'-nucleotidase (gene Nt5b). Bases 205 to 2133 code for a protein of 642 amino acids. The record is from RefSeq and is a predicted model, not a curated record. NCBI's taxonomy places the organism in Eukaryota, Metazoa, Arthropoda, Insecta, Hymenoptera, Figitidae. Gene Ontology annotation, molecular function: 5'-nucleotidase activity. The transcript is spliced from 12 exons.